AUGGUCAAAGAAACGGCAUACUACGACGCACUGCAGGUGCCGCCCACGGCAACCGAGCUCGAAAUCAAGAAGGCCUACCGCAAGCUGGCCAUCAAGCUGCACCCCGACAAGAACCCCGGCGACGAGACGGCUCACGAGAAGUUCCAGGCCAUCGGCGAGGCUUACCAGGUCCUCAGCGACGAGACGCUGCGCAAGAACUACGACCAGUAUGGCAAGGAGGGCGCGAUACCGAGCAGCGGCUUCGAGGACCCCGCCGAGUUCUUCACCAUGAUCUUUGGCGGCGAGGCCUUCAUGGACUGGAUCGGCGAGAUCUCGCUCAUGAAGGACCUGACCAAGACCAUGGAGAUCUCCAUGCGCGAGAUGGAAGAGCAGGAGGCUGCCGAGGCUGAGGCUGCUGCCUCCACCGCCGACGAGUCUGCUGCUGCUGCCUCGACGGCUGACAAGACGACCGAACCCGCGAGCACUGCACAGGCCAAGGCUGCCGACCCCGCGACCGCUCCUGGGGCAGGUGCUGCUCCCGCAGCACACGCUGCUCCUCCGCCGGCCUCCGUAGAGACACCCGCUGAGCCCGCCGCGGCUGCCGCUGCUGGGUCCACGCCGCAAGCACCCCCAACGUCCGGCACUAGCACGCCCCAGCCCGGCCGGGGAAUACCGAUCCGAGCUGCUAUAAUGGACAAGUCGGAAGAGGACGCACGACUGGAGGCGGCGGGCGUCACAGACGCCGAGAAGGAACUGAGAGAGAAGCAGAAGAAGAAGGGUGGUCUCACCAAGGAACAGCGUGAAGAGUUGGCAGCGUACGAGCUCGAGCGCAAGCGCAUCCGGGAUGAGCGUGUCCAGACGCUGGCCAAGAAACUCGUCGACCGCAUUUCCAUAUGGACGGAGACGGACAAGGGCGCUGACGUCACCGCGGCCUUCAAGGAGAAGACUCAGCUCGAGAUUGAGAACCUCAAGAUGGAGUCAUUCGGUCUGGAGAUCCUCCACGCCGUGGGUGCUACUUAUCUUUCCAAGGCUACGUCUUUCAUCAAGUCGCAGAAGUUCCUCGGCAUCUCUGGCUUUUUCUCUCGUGUCAAGGACAAGGGCACGCUCGUCAAGGAGACAUGGAACACCAUGUCGGCGGCCAUUGACGCUCAGCUCACCAUGGAGGAAAUGGCCAAGCUGGAAGAGAAGGGCGGUGAAGACUGGACAGACGAGAAAAAGGCCGAGUACGAGAAGAAAGUUACAGGCAAGAUUCUGGCUGCUGCGUGGCGAGGGAGCAAGUUCGAGAUCCAGAGCGUGCUGCGCGAUGUGUGCGACCAGGUGCUUAAUGAUAAGAAAGUUAAGCUGGAGAAGCGCGUCGAGCGAGCACAUGCCCUCGUCAUCAUCGGCGAGAUGUUUGCCAAGGCCGAGCGAGAUCCCGAAGAAGAAGGCGACUUCAUGGCCUUUGAACAGCUCAUGGCCGAAGCCGCGGCGAAGAAGGAAACCAAGGCAGACAAGGACAAGAAGAAGCACAAGCAUCACUCGCACCAUCAUGAAAAGGAGAAGGCAUGA
Messenger RNA from Paraphaeosphaeria sporulosa, 1527 nucleotides. Its product is annotated as DnaJ-domain-containing protein. The record is from RefSeq and is a predicted model, not a curated record. Gene Ontology annotation, cellular component: cytosol. The coding region runs from base 1 to 1527 and encodes 508 amino acids. Gene Ontology annotation, biological process: protein import into peroxisome matrix. NCBI's taxonomy places the organism in Eukaryota, Fungi, Ascomycota, Dothideomycetes, Pleosporales, Didymosphaeriaceae. The transcript has 2 exons.